UGUCAGCUGUCUGCAUGACCGACCGUUCCGGUUUCUCUGUCGCUUAAUUUAGGGUUAAAUAUUAUUUUGGCGGAAAUUAUUCUAAGAAAAAGUGGCCGCUUUUUCCAAGAUGGCAUUAAAUUUACAAUACGAAGCUAUAGGAAAAGGAUUCGUACAACAAUAUUAUGCAAUGUUUGACGAUCCAGCGCAAAGGCCUAGUUUAGCUAACAUGUAUAAUAUCGAGAGUUCGUUUAUGACGUUCGAAGGAGUGCAGCUACAAGGAUCUGUGAAAAUAAUGGAAAAAUUAACAAGUCUAUCUUUCCAAAAAAUUAAUAGAAUUAUUACCGCGGUGGAUUCGCAACCGAUGUUCGACGGCGGGGUGCUAAUUAACGUCUUAGGUAGAUUACAGUCAGAUGAAGAUCCUCCACAUGCAUUUUCCCAGACAUUUGUUUUAAAACCUUUAGGAAACUCGUUUUUUGUUCAGCAUGACAUUUUCAGAUUGGGAAUUCAUAAUACAGCUUAAGUUUACUUGAGAUUCAUAUGCAAACAUUAUUCACUCCCAUGUAUUCUACUUGUUUUAAUUAUUAAUAAAUGCUUGUAUAAGUCACAAAUACAAUUUUAUAAACUUUA
Molecule: messenger RNA, 609 nt
Organism: Zophobas morio
Lineage: Eukaryota; Metazoa; Arthropoda; Insecta; Coleoptera; Tenebrionidae
Gene: Ntf-2
Product: probable nuclear transport factor 2
Exons: 4
Coding region: 110-502 (130 amino acids)
Biological process (GO): protein import into nucleus
Cellular component (GO): nuclear pore central transport channel
Molecular function (GO): nuclear import signal receptor activity
Source: RefSeq, a predicted model, not a curated record